Chenopodium quinoa (quinoa) is the source of this 702-nucleotide messenger RNA. Its product is annotated as 60S ribosomal protein L37-3. Lineage: Eukaryota; Viridiplantae; Streptophyta; Magnoliopsida; Caryophyllales; Amaranthaceae. The coding region runs from base 145 to 432 and encodes 95 amino acids. The record is from RefSeq and is a predicted model, not a curated record. Gene Ontology annotation, biological process: translation. Gene Ontology annotation, cellular component: ribosome; cytosolic large ribosomal subunit. The transcript is spliced from 4 exons. Gene Ontology annotation, molecular function: structural constituent of ribosome; RNA binding.
UUAUUGGGCUUAACUUCUCAACAAAAAACCCAAAAACAAUAAAACCCUAAAAAAGCAUAAUAUAACUCAAAACCUAACGCCGCUUCUCUCCCCUCAUUUCCUUUCUCGCAAACUAAACCUUAGCAUUCUUCAUCGUCUGCUACAAUGGGUAAAGGAACAGGGAGUUUUGGUAAGAGAAGGAACAAGACCCACACACUUUGUGUGCGAUGUGGUCGCCGCAGUUUCCAUCUUCAGAAGAGUCGUUGCUCUGCUUGUGCUUACCCCGCCGCUCGCACCAGGAAAUAUAACUGGAGUCAGAAGGCAAUCAGGAGGAAGACAACCGGAACUGGACGUAUGAGGUACCUCCGCAAUGUACCACGCCGUUUCAAGACCGGCUUCAGAGAGGGUACUCAAGCAGCACCAAGGAAGUUAGGCGCAGCCGCAUCAGCUUAAAGAGAGUGAAAGUUUCAGAGGGGUUAAUUUGGGAACUUCAGGCAUUUAACUCCAUUUUUGCAUCUUUAAGUGUUUGAUUAGCCUUAAUUUUUUUUAAAGAAGUUGGAGACAUUGUAUCGUGAUCGAAUGAUACUACUGGAUUUUGUUUAUCUUUACAAUGUGUUAGCUUUAAAUGAUGAGAUUAUUGUUAGUUUCAGAUUUUGAUAUUUGGUGAAACUUACUGUACUCUAUUACUCCAUAUUUUUGUCAUUGGUAAAGUUGAUUCAACUC